AGGAGUGGCUAAUAUUGUUAUGCGGCAGCUGGGGGAGGCGAGCUGGUUAUAACUCAGAGGAGGGGGUGGCCGUGACUCUUGUCAUGGAGGGCAACUGUCCCAGAAGGGGCACUGAGGCAGGGUCCCGGGGCCUGGGUGCCUCUAAGCCAUAAUGCUGGGGGAACUGAUGUCUCUUUUCAGAACUCUCCACGGAAUGCUUGCUUCUUCAGGCACCAUAGGAGCGUUGGUGGCUUGGCUGAUCAGCUAUAAGCCAGCCUUGUUUGGCUUCCUAUUCCUUCUGCUGUUGCUCAGCAACUGGCUGGUCAAGUAUGAGCUCAAGCUUACCCCCGCAGAGCCCCAGCAGGAAAAGGCAGAGAAGUCACAGAUGCCCGAAGCCAAGCCCAACAGCAACUUCAUGAACACAAAAGAAAUGGAGAGACUGCAUGCAUGCUUUGCCCUCCAGGACAAGAUCCUCGAACGGCUUAUGUUCAGUGAAAUGAAGCUGAAGGUCUUAGAAAACCAGAUGUUCAUUGUAUGGAAUAAACUGGAUCACCACAAGAGAUCGGGCCGACAGCGGACUUUUCCCAUGGGGAAAUACAGGAUAAAGAGGCACAAGUCCAUUUUCUCCAUCGUCUCUGAUUGCACUUCCAAUUCCCCCUAACGAGGCCGGAGAGACGGGCGUGGGUUGGCCUCUUCUGAUGUUACCUUUACUCAGUAAAACCCACUCAGAGACUAUUGAA
This is a messenger RNA of Equus caballus (horse), 719 nucleotides long. It is a transcript of the gene TEX46, whose product is annotated as testis expressed 46. The record is from RefSeq and is a predicted model, not a curated record. Lineage: Eukaryota; Metazoa; Chordata; Mammalia; Perissodactyla; Equidae.